AAAAAUAGCAAUAAUACAGCGCUGGCUGCAGUCACGCGGCUACAAUUCCCUCACGCCACCAGCGCGUGACGAUUCCAAGAGCCCUCCAGCGUCUGGCAGGCGAGGAAAAGCAACACUAGCGGCGAACACAAAGGCAGAAAAUUUACAAUUGACCCCGGAAACAUUUCAUUCGCGUAGGUAACUGGAGGCAUCUCUUUGGCGAUUCAUUCCUUGCUCCGGAAGAAGAGAUACCAAACGUCACUUGCGAUUGGAUCGCGUUACAAAGGCGGAGCUUCUGCCAGCCAAUCACGUUGGCGACCGGAUAUGACGUCCCCGGAGACGCCGGCAGAGCUCUCCUAGGGCUGGCGGCUGCGGUGGGCGCGGCCUUUCGCGGGGACCCGGCUCUGCGAGGGGCGGUGCCACUCAGGCCACACCUCCCGCGCCGACGCCGAGAGGCUGCGGAGCGAAGGGUAAGCCUCGGGGGGCGGGGACUCGGGCUGGUCCUUUCUGAGCUUAGGGCUCGGCCGUCUCUGUCCUCGGCGCCCACUCUUCCGGCUUCCGGUGGCCGCGCCGCCUCCCUCGGAGGUUCGGAGCUACACCCUGUGGAGAGCUCGCCGUUGUCCUCCCUCCUCUCAGCUUCGAACCCCUUCCGAGUCGCUCCGGGGCAACUGCCGCCCCAUCUCGCUCUGGUUCCGCCCCUGAGGGGACCCCAGGCCCACACCGCCCCCUCCUGGAUGCGCGGGCCCCUCCCCCCCCCCACCAGUAAAAUGUCCCAUAACCUCCAGGGAGUCUUCCUGAAAGCCGCCGACGAGAAGCCAGGCAGCGCCUCGCCCUGUGUUUCAGGCUGCAUGUACCAAGUAGUUCAGACGAUUGGCUCGGAUGGAAAAAAUCUCCUGCAAUUACUUCCAAUUCCUAAUUUCUCUGGAAAUCUUGUACCACUAGUUCAAUCUUCAGUUAUGUCUGAUGCUUUGAAAGGGAAUACAGGAAGCCCAGUUCAAGUUACUUUUCAGACUCAGAUUUCCAGCUCUUCCACAAGUUCAUCAACAGCUCAAUUGCCCAUUUUUCAGCCAGCCAGUUCUCCAAACUAUUUACUUACAAGAACAGUAGAUACAGCAGAAAAAGUUAGAGUUACUACUGUGGGAACUGAGACCUUUACCUCAUCAAUUUCUAAAGUUCAGAGUCAUGGUGUGAAAAUUGAUGGACUCCCCAUGCAAACAUUGGCUGUCACUUCCUCCUCAACACAAAAAGAUUCAUCUUAUAUUUUAGUAAAUACUCAGAGCCUUCCAAUGACUGUGAAACCUCCAGUUUUGCCUUCUGGGCAUCAUUUACAGAUUCCAGCCCAUGCUGAAGUGAAAUCUGUACCAGCGACAUCAUUACCUCCUUCAGUUCAGCAAAAGAUACUUCCAACUGCAACCACAAGCUCCUCAGGAACAGUUGAGGCCUCCCAAAUACCUUCUGUUAUUUACGUAUCUCCUGUAAAAACAGUGAAAAAUGUAGCUACCAAGAACUUGCAACACAUUUAUCCAAAACCUGUUACAGAAAUAGCCAAGCCAGUGAUACUAAAUGCCACACAAAUUCCAAUGAAUGUUGCACAAGAGACACAAUUAAAAGGUGGUCAGCAUUCUCAAGCUGCUCCAGUGAAAUGGAUUUUUCAAGACAAUCGACAGCCUUGUACUCCAUCUCUUGUUCCUGUUAAGUCUUCAAAUAAUGUGGCUUCACAGAUUUUAAAAAGUUUUGUAGAAAAGAAAAGUGUGGGAGGUAAUACUAUAAAGAUGCCACAAUUGAGUACCAGCAGUCCUAGUGGGGCACAGUCCAAAAGUAUGCCUAUUAAAGAUAACGCGUUGGUUAUGUGUAAUGGGAAAAUCUAUCUGUUGGCUAAAAAGGGGACAGAUGUUUUGUCAUCACAAAUUGAUCAACAGAAUUCUGUUUCUCCUGAUAUUCCACCAAGAAAAGAUAUAUCACAGAUAGUGAGUUCAAGUCCAGUAACAGAACUAUCCAGAGAGGUUGUAAACUUUGUUUUGGCUAAAAAUAAAUCUUCUCAGAUGGAGACAAAGUCAUUUUCAAAUACCCAGCUUGCUUCCAUGGCCAAUCUAAGGGCAGAGAAGAAUAAAAAAGUGGAGACACCAUCUCUUUCUAUCCUACAUCCAAAUAAUACGAACCCAUCCAUUAACUACUUAAAACAGAGUAAGACUUUAUUCCUAAAGGCAGACUUUCCACAUGGACUUAGUACAGGACAAAAUGCCCCCCCAAAAGAAAAUAUCAUCCAAAACAUAGAGAAAAUAAAUUCCUCUGUUGGUGCAACAAGUAUUCCUUCACAACAGUGUGUUUUCAGAGACCAAGAACCAAAGAUCCAGAAUGAGAUGGCAUCAACAUUACAAAAAGAUGCUCAAGAAAGAAAUGACAAGAAAAAUUCUCAAGGGAGCAGCAGUAAGGCACAUCUGAAGACUGAUGCUGAAUUUAAAAAGCUGUUUGGUCUCACUAAAGAUUUGAGAAUAAGACUUACUCGGAUUCCUGACCAUUUGGGUGCUGGAGAUUUUGAUUCCUUUAGGAAUUUGGUGAAGAGUGACAAAGAGACAAAGUUUACAGUGAAGGAGGAAGAGAAAAAACAGUACUCAACAUUGCAACAGGGUUUUGAUAAGAAAAGAAAAGCAAAAACCGUGAAGAAGAUGGAUCGUGCAAAGAAGAGAAAAAUCGAGAGUGCUUAUAACACAGCUAUAAAUGGAGGAAUUAGCUGUAUUUUACCAGCUUCAGAUGUAUCACAUCAUAGUAUUAUCACAAAUUGCAAUAAAACCAGAGAAGAAAGAACUGAAGUAGAACACUGUACCAGUGAAAACCAGGAGAAAGUCGCUUUGAGUUCACAUGCAGAUUUUGGACAAAGCCAUUCCUUUACCAGAAAUUAUACUGAAGAUAUUUUUCCCAUGAGACCACCGGAGUUAGAAGAAACCAUUCGAGAUGAAAAAAUAAGAAGACUUAAACAGAUGCUGAGAGAGAAAGAAGCAGCCCUUGAAGAAAUGCGUAAGAAGAUGCACCAAAAAUAAUAAAAUGUUGCCAUACUUAAAGA
Pipistrellus kuhlii (Kuhl's pipistrelle) is the source of this 3040-nucleotide messenger RNA. RefSeq names its product ligand dependent nuclear receptor interacting factor 1 (gene LRIF1). Lineage: Eukaryota; Metazoa; Chordata; Mammalia; Chiroptera; Vespertilionidae. The record is from RefSeq and is a predicted model, not a curated record. The transcript is spliced from 4 exons. Gene Ontology annotation, molecular function: nuclear retinoic acid receptor binding. Gene Ontology annotation, biological process: regulation of DNA-templated transcription. Bases 714 to 3017 code for a protein of 767 amino acids.